AUGAACAAAGAAUGCAGUGCCCUCAUCAAGAAGGACAUAGUCUCUAAGAAAACAGACCCAGGAAGUUUCCAUAUCCCUUGCAUCAUAGGGGAAACAAAAAUUGACAGAGGAUUCUGUGAUUUAGGAGCUAGCAUAAAUGUGAUGCCUCUUACUCUUAUGAAGAGGCUACAACUGAAUGAGGUGAGAUUCACUGAUGCAAUCAUACAACUGGCUGACAAAACUCAAAAGCAAGCUGAAGGGGUAGUUGAGAAUGUGCUGGUGAAAGUGGGAAAUUAUUUCCUUCCCACAGACUUUGUCAUUUUGGACAUGGAGGAAAGCUACAUACAUCCUAUCAUUUUAGGAAGGCCAUUUCUAGCCACUGCUAGAGCACUCAUAGAUAUAGAACAAGGAGAGCUAAUUUUGAGAGUACAUGAUGAACAGCUCAAAUUCCAUGUUUUCAAACCUGCAUCCGAGCCUGAACCAGAAUCUGAAAAGCCUAAGGAUGAUAGUAGCCAUCUGUGUUUGGAGGAAAGCAAUCCAGCAGCUGAAACUCUGAAAUAG
Molecule: messenger RNA, 540 nt
Organism: Arachis duranensis
Lineage: Eukaryota; Viridiplantae; Streptophyta; Magnoliopsida; Fabales; Fabaceae
Exons: 1
Coding region: 1-540 (179 amino acids)
Source: RefSeq, a predicted model, not a curated record